Messenger RNA from Dermatophagoides pteronyssinus (European house dust mite), 1901 nucleotides. Its product is annotated as four and a half LIM domains protein 2-like. Gene Ontology annotation, molecular function: zinc ion binding; transcription coregulator activity. Gene Ontology annotation, cellular component: Z disc; nucleus. The record is from RefSeq and is a predicted model, not a curated record. Lineage: Eukaryota; Metazoa; Arthropoda; Arachnida; Sarcoptiformes; Pyroglyphidae.
AAAAAAAGUAUUUUUAAUAAAAAAUUUUCAUAAAUGAUGUCAUCAUCAUCGAUAUUGUUUGAUGAUGUUUAUCAACAACAACAACAACAGCAACAAAUCAUUCAACGUUAUGAUUGGAUUCCAGCAGGUGUUACAGAUGAAAUUAUGAUUGAUGAAUAUUUUGCAAUGUUUCCGGAAAAUAAACGACCAUUAUUAGUUAAACAACCAAAUCAAACAUCAUCAUCAUCAUCUGAUUCGGGUGUUUUAUAUUGGAAAAAAUUAUUUCAACAACAAUUUCCUGUUUGUGAUACAACAAUAAAAAAUUGUCCACAUCUAAUGGCAACAAUUAAUGAUAGGAAAAAAAUUCGUCUACUAGAAUUAAUAAUGUUAGAUCGUGAUCAAUAUUCAUUGGAUAUUGGUCAGGUUAAACCUGUUACCAUUAUUGAUCAGAUCUGUGCAUAUUGUUGUAAAAUAAUACCGCUAAAUAGUUUGGCAAUUAAUUGUGAACAACGUAUUUUUGAAUCAAAAAUCAAUACAUUUCAUCCAAAUUGUUUUCGUUGUUUUUAUUGUGAUCAACAAUUAGCAUAUAAUAUUUAUUGUUGUCGUAAUAAUCGUCCAUAUUGUGAAAGACAUUAUAUGGAAUUAUUAUUACCAAGAUGUUCAUUUUGUGAUGAGCUUAUAAUGUCCAAUGAAUAUAUAAAAGAUUCAAAACAAAAAUGGCAUAUGGAACAUUUUAAUUGUAUCUAUUGUCAACGAUCAUUAACAACAGCACGUUAUGCAUUAACUGAAUCAAAUGAUAAUAAUGAUAAUGAUGAUAAUAAUAAUUGUAAUAAUAAUAAUGGUAAACCAAUGUGUAUCGAAUGUUAUGAACAACGACAUAGUAAUGUUUGUGAAGAAUGUCAAAAACCAAUCGGUGUUAAUACAAAGGAUCUUUCAUUCAAUGAUCGUCAUUGGCAUGAAAAAUGUUUUGUCUGUAGUCAAUGUAAAUUUGAUCUAUUUGAUAAACCAUUUGGUUCAAGAUCGGAUCAAAUAUUUUGUGCAAAUUGUUAUGAUAAUACAUUUGCUCCACGUUGUUGUUAUUGUGCUGAAAUAUUUGAACCAGGACAAAGAAAAUUAGAUUUUCGUGACAAACUAUAUCAUGAUAGCUGUUUUUGUUGUAAAAAAUGUCAAAUACCAAUUGGUACGAAAACAUUUUUACAAAAAAAUAAUAAUAUCUAUUGUUCUGAAUGUUAUAAGAAUGUAUUUGCAACUAGAUGUAUUAAAUGUUGUGAGAUUAUUAUUAAUGAUGGUAUACAAUAUCGUGAUGAACCAUGGCAUGCAUCCUGUUUUCGUUGUGUUGAAUGUCAAAAAGAAUUAUCAAACAUUCCAUUUACAUCACAUGAUGAUAGGCCAUAUUGUCGUCAAUGUAAUGCAAAUCUAUUUGCACCUAAAUGUGACAUCUGUAAACAGCCAAUCAUUGGAUCAACUGGAAGAAAAAUGAUUACACAUGGUAAUCAUAAAUGGCAUCAAUCAUGUUUUAAAUGUAAAGAUUGUUCAACAGAAUUAGGUGGUAAAGGUUUUGUACCAUUAGAUAAUGAUGGUAAUGGUGAAGAAAAUAUUUAUUGUACACCAUGUGCACAGGUUAUUAUUGCUAAACAAUGGACAAAACAAUCUACACAGAAUCAACAAUCAAAACAACAACAACAAGAAGAACAACAACAAGAUCAACACCAACAAGAGCAAGAACAAGAUCAACAAUCUGAUGAUAGUGUUUAACGAACAAACAAACAAACAUUUAAAUCAAAAUUAUUAAAUUGUAGAUCUCAUCAUUAUCAUUAUUUGAAAAAAAAGCCUACUAACCAAAUUACCAAUUGCAUCCUAUGCUUUUUUUUGUUUAAAGCUGCCAAUCAAAUCUAUCAAAAAUGUAAUUCUGAAAAUUGAAA